CAACGAUGGCAUUCAGUGGUCAGAAGAGCGAGUGGUACGAAAGGUUCUCUACUUGUCACUGAAGGAAUUCAAGAAUUCACAGAAGCGACAGUACAGCGAUCUCAAUGGGAGCAGUGACGAUAAAACGCACAGGAAAGAAUUGAAUGGUCCACUCACGAAUGGUUCCUCAAAUGGAUCAGUCUCGGUCCCUUCACCUGAGCCUACAACGGGAAGCGGAAAGGAGGAGGGGUCACAUGCUUCACAGAAAGGAGAUGGAAAUGAUGCCAGCUCAUCUGAUUCAGAGGAAGGGCCAGUCAGGAAGAGGCCGAGACUGCAAGCACAAAGGAAAUUUGCCCAGUCGCAGCCCAACUCCCCCAGCACAACCCCCGUCAAGUUGAUAGACCCAGUCCUGCCACCGCCAGCAACACAGAUCAUUGACCUCUCAAAACGAAAGCCCAAAACUGAAGAUUUCCUUACUUUUCUUUGCCUUAGAGGCUCUUCUGCUCUGCCGAAUAACAUGAUGUAUUUUGGAAGCUCCCAGGAUGACGCUGAUGAAGUAGAAGAGGACGAUGAGUGUGAAGAUAUCAAAACCCUUGCAAGUAAUGCUUCAUCCUCAUGCCAUUCAACACCUCGGAAAGGGAAACCGCAGGGAAAACAGAUCCUCAACGGUCAUGUUUUGAAUGGUUCGGGGAAGCUGUUGAGAGAAAAGGAUUCUGUCCAGAAACACAAAGGCAAAGAGGCCACACCAGGGAAGGAGAAGAACAGCGACCAAAAGGUUGAGUGUAAGAAAGAGCCAUGUUCAGCAGCCAGUGCUGCUGACUCUUCUUCACAACUGGGCAGCUCAACAAAAGGCCCUGCUGCUAACAGCUCAGCUGUUACUAAACCAUCUCAGGAGCUCCGAACACAACAGGUUACAAAGGGGGCAAAUGGAAUCGGCCAGGCUGUGUCAUCAGGCGCGAAUGCAUCCAGUGCCAAAAAGAAUCGGGAGGUCCGACCUUCACCGUCCAAAACUGUGAAGUACACUGCAACAGUGACAAAGGGAAACGUUACAUACACCAAAGCCAAGAAGGAAUUGGUCAAGGAAACCAAACCGAACCAUGUCAAAUCGAGUGCAGCUGUUAACCAUUCAAUCUCAGGGAAAAGUGAACAUAGCAAUGCAAAAUCACGAAAGCCGGUGCUAUCCAACGCGGCGUCCAACUUGAACGGCCCCGCCGCCAGCUGUGUCAAACUCAAUGGGAAGGUGAACGGGAAAGCGCCCACUAGGGUUGAAGUCCGGGAUGUUAAGGAAGGACUGCGGACCUCCAAGCGGAGGCACGAGGAGGUCAACCACGUAGCGAAAGCCCAAUCGCCUUCAAAGAGAGUCAAAGUUAGCACGUGUACAGCGGGCGGUAAGGACAGAAGAGCGAGCGCAAAAGAAAAGACUCUGCCUAAUGGGCGAAUAAAAUGUGAAACGCCAGUGAAAAACAGCGAACGACAGAGGCUUAGGAAGGCAUCAUUGGGUAAGAACAGCCCAACCAAACAAGCACAGAGCAAAUUGGAAAGUGCCUCCAGUGAAAAUAGUUCUACCUCAGCCACCGAGUCCUCGCACAAGCCACAAGACUCUUCACUAAAGCAGGAGAGGGGCAGCAAGGUUGGCAUGGCACUAGUUGGAGAAAUCCCAGUUCUCAGGCCCACCCAGAAGGAGUUUCAUGACCCAUUAGCUUAUGUGGAAUCUGUCAGAACUCAGGUGGAGAAGUAUGGGAUGUGCCGGGUGAUUCCUGCCUCUGACUGGAGGCCCGAGUGCAAACUCAAUGAUGAGAUGCGGUUUGUGACUCAGAUUCAGCACGUUCACAAGCUGGGCAGACGCUGGGGCCCCAACGUGCAACGACUAGCCUGCAUCAAGAAACACCUCAGAUCUCAGGGCAUUACUAUUGAUGAGCCCCCACUCAUAGGAGGAUGUGAGCUGGAUUUGGCCCGAUUUUAUCAGCUGAUUAAUGACAUGGGUGGCAUGCAGCAAGUGACUGACCUCAAGAAGUGGAAUAAACUGGCAGACAUGCUGCGAAUCCCUAAAUCUGCACAGGACAGGCUGGCAAAGUUACAAGAGGCCUAUUGCCAGUACCUGCUCUCCUAUGACUCCCUCUCCCAGGAAGAGCACAAGAAGCUGGAGAAGGAGGUGCUGACGGAAAAAGAGAGCCUGGAGAAGAAGAAAGGGCCUUUGGAAGCUCACUCAGACAACACGUGCAGGUCUCAGUCUCUGCCCAGGUUUGAGCCCAAAAACGGGCUGGUGAAUGGUGUGGUGCAUAAAAAUGGCUUCCGGAAUAAGCUGAAAGAAAUAGAUACUGAACUGAAAACAGGCAGGCGACGACUGUUUGCUCAGGAAAAGAAAGAGAGUCAAGAUCAGAGUGGGGUUCUCGGUGAUUUGUACAAGUGUGUAUAUAAGGGAAGAUCUGUAUCGCUGACUACGUUUUAUCGGACAGCUAGAAACACAAUGAACAUGUGCUUCAGUAAGGAGCCAACGGCAGCUGAAGUGGAGCAAGAAUACUGGAGGAUAGUGGAGCAGAAGGAUUCCCACGUAGCAGUACAUUCUGGGAAAGUAGAUACUAAAGCACAUGGCAGUGGCUUCCCUGUUGGGAAGUCUGAACCUUUCUCAAGGCAUGGAUGGAACCUUACAGUCCUUCCUAAUAAUUCAGGAUCCAUCCUGCGACAUUUUGGUGCUUUGUCAGGAGUGACGAUUCCUUGGCUAAAUAUUGGCAUGGUUUUCACUACCUCAUGCUGGUCUCGAGACCAAAACCACCUUCCAUAUAUUGACUACUUACACACUGGUGCUGAUUGCAUUUGGUAUUGCAUUCCUGCUGAGGAGAAGAACAAACUUGAUGAAGUGGUGCACACCCUGCUGCAAGCUAAUGGCACGUCAGGGCUGGAUAUGCUUGAAAGUAAUAUUAUGAUUUCUCCAGAGAUCCUGUGUAAGGAGGGGAUCAAGGUGUAUCGCACUGUACAGCAGAGUGGACAGUUUAUUGUGUGUUCCCCGGGGGCCUUUGUGUCUAAAGUAUGCUGUGGCUACAGUGUUUCAGAAGCUGUGCAUUUUGCUUCUACCCAGUGGCUAAACACAGGCUAUGAAGCUGGUAAGGACUUGAAACGUCGAUUCAUCGCUAAUGCUUUUUCAAUGGAGAAACUGCUUUAUCUGAUGGCGACAGCUGAGUCUAAGCGGGAAAGUGGAUCGAAGCUGAGUCAUAUCUCUUCACUUCUGAAAGAACUCAGGGAUUCAGAGUUGAAACAGCGACAGCAGCUGUUUGAAGCGGGUUUGCAUUCGUCAGCUCGUUACGGCAGCCACGACAGUCACCUGUCCAUGAUGGAUAUGAAGAAGAAACCACGCAAGUGGUUGGCGUCAGAAACGUCGGAGCGGAGAUGUCAGAUUUGCCAGCAGCUGUGUUACCUCUCCAUGGUAGUGCAAGAAAAUGAGAACGUUGUGUUUUGUCUGGAGUGUGCUCUCCGCCAUGUAGAAAAGCAGAAGUCUUGUCGUGGGUUGAAGAUGAUGUAUCGUUAUGACGAGGAACAAAUAAACAGCUUGGUAAAUCAAAUCUGUGGAAAAGUAGCAGCCAAGAGCAGCAGCAACAGUAGCAGUACCAGCAAGUCCACACUGAAAAGAGGACCUCGAAAGCGAGCAACCAUUGAUGUGCCAGCAACUAGACUUUCAUCCUUGUCCAGAAGUGCUACAAGUUUCCCAUGAAGUUGCCAAGUUUCGUACUCGUUUGGUUUUUUUGUACUAUAAUUUGUGAGUACUUGCUAGAAGAACGCAAGCUGUCUUUGCACUAGCUCUGAAGAUAAUUUCUGUUUUUGUUUAUAGAAAGAAAAGCAGUUGUUUUAGCAUUAAAAAGUUGGCUUAUUUUUUUAGGAACACCGGACGCUGCAGUCGGCAGUAUUUUUUUGGAAUGCAGUAGUCGUGUUUUCAUUCACUGUUAAAACCAAGUCAAAGGGCUAAGCAGUAAUCUAAGUUUGCAUUUGCCCUUUUGGCUAAAGCAAACCUCUUAUUUUUGAUUUUUUUUGUUACUGUGAAACAGGUGGGAUGUUUUAAACUCCUUUUGAUCUAGGUUGAAGUUGAGUGCUGUGUGUUUUUAUCUUGCAAUUUCAGUCAUGCGAGCAGCUUUUGGAGGAAGGGGAGGCAAAACUUGAAAGAAACUGCUUCAGUUUGGCUAGGUUUUACUUUUUGGUUAAGUGUAAGUUGAGAAAUUGCUUUUCUAUUUGGAAAAUUGUAUUAUUAUUUUUAAGAGUCACGGCAGCUGAUACUUGAUCCGGUUUACAAAAUAUAAAGAAAUGGUGAUCUUGAAAGUAAAGCAAAGGUGAUUUUUUUUCUCCUUACCAGCACAUCACUAUGCAUCUGUAAUAAUAAGGCUGCCUGGCUGGAGGAAACUGUGCCUGACUUUCAUUAGCAAAUUCAUAAAAAAAACUUUUGGUGCUGUCAAUCAUUUUUAUCAAAACCCUACAACAGUGUCCUUUAUCAAUUUAUUGAAGCAGGAAUAUCUGCUUCGCCUUUGUAGAUGUGCAAUCUUUGUAACAUUCCAUUUUAAUUCCACUUUCAUCUCUAUAUUCCUUCUCCAUCCUUCCUUACUGACACAGAAUCAGCAUUAAUGUUCAGUUCAUUGGUGAGAUGGUCACAAUGGAGCCACUAGGGGAUGUGCAUAUUUCUUUGUGAAAUGUGAAAAUGCAUUUCCUUCAUUGCUAUUUGUGUUUUACUUUACUUUCCAUGUUUGUAAAAAAAGGAAAAAACAAAAAAGACUAAACAAAAAUACUUUGUAUAUACACCUGUAAAUUGUUUUAAAUACUUGAGCCUUUUGUGGGGGGGGAAAGAGAUGAAGAAAAGCCUUAUGUUUCAGUUUCUUCAUCGGUUUUUGGAUGCUUACAGGGUUUCUUGUAACAUUUAAGUGCUGCUUACAUCACUGAACAAAUAAUGGAGUAGCUGUUGCCCCUUUCAGUGUAAAAAAGGGAAACAUUGUUCAUUAACUAGUUUUCAUUGCUGAAACUGCAACAUUAAUUGUAGCUACCCAUGUUGCACUGAGCUUGCCAGUGGUGACUGUCAAGAAGUCAUUUUUUUCCCAGUUGUUGGUUGUUGUUGCUGCAGAAGACUGAACUUGCUUUGGAGUAUUUAACAACAUAACUGAUUUCAAGUGUUUUCAAAUGUGGUUGUCCAGUUUUUAUGGCCUUACUAUGUAUUUUGUUUUUCCUUUGAGAGCAGACAUCUUUUGACUAUUGCUUACAGAAUUGACAUUUAAUUUAUUAGUGCUGCUCUGCACCUUUCCUUUCUGUGCGGAAAGAGUUCACGUUGUAAUUGCGAGUUUUUUACUUUUCAGGUUUGUACUUAAAAGUUUAAUAAAACUUUUGAGCAGUUUCCUGUGCAUGAGUAAAUUUUUGAGUACUUACCUGUGUGAAUGCACAAAUACAAAUCUGUUGAGCAUAACUACAGUA
Molecule: messenger RNA, 5418 nt
Organism: Callorhinchus milii (elephant shark)
Lineage: Eukaryota; Metazoa; Chordata; Chondrichthyes; Chimaeriformes; Callorhinchidae
Gene: jarid2b
Product: jumonji, AT rich interactive domain 2b
Exons: 17
Coding region: 497-3685 (1062 amino acids)
Biological process (GO): chromatin remodeling
Cellular component (GO): nucleus
Molecular function (GO): DNA binding; histone demethylase activity
Source: RefSeq, a predicted model, not a curated record